Messenger RNA from Elgaria multicarinata webbii, 5334 nucleotides. RefSeq names its product zinc finger protein 436-like. The record is from RefSeq and is a predicted model, not a curated record. The transcript is spliced from 4 exons. Gene Ontology annotation, cellular component: nucleus. Bases 107 to 2185 code for a protein of 692 amino acids. Gene Ontology annotation, molecular function: DNA-binding transcription factor activity, RNA polymerase II-specific. Gene Ontology annotation, biological process: regulation of transcription by RNA polymerase II. NCBI's taxonomy places the organism in Eukaryota, Metazoa, Chordata, Lepidosauria, Squamata, Anguidae.
ACAUGAGAAACGGCCUCUCGCUCCUCGCUUCCCAGCCUGGGAGCAAUCGGAGGGCUGCGGCAGACACAAAGGCUGCACGGCGCGGGAGCCAGAUCCAGAAACCAAAAUGGAGGAACAGGAGCCCGCUGGUGCCAAGCCCCGGGAGAGUGUGGAAGGGGGAGCGCGAGACCUUCACGUCGUCCAGAUUGGGGCGUCUGGGGAGCUGCUGGAAGGGGUGCCGCCCCCGCCGCAGUUCAAACGGGAGCCUGAGGAGCAGUGCUGGGAAACCCAGCUGCAGGACUUCCUGAAGACGAUGCAGCCGCCCCGUCCUGGGUGGAGAAACCCGCCGUCCUCUCACUACCCGUCAGGAGAAGAUACCAAGUAUUUUCAGACCUCCUUCAAAGGAGUAGACGAAGCCGGCCGGUGGCCGAAAGUCGAAUGCGUGUCCCAAGGGGUGUCGGGCCUUGGCAGAGACGACAGCAGGGCCUACGAGAGCAGCCGAGAUUCUCCCGUGAAAGUGAAGGAGGAGGUCUUGGACGAAGAUCCGGUCACCGUGGAGAUGCGGAGGCAGCGCUUCCGGCUCUUCUGCUACGAGGAGGCCGAGGGCCCCCGGGAGGUUUGCAACCAGCUCUGGGAGCUUUGCCACCAGUGGCUGAGGCCAGAGAACCACACCAAAGAGCAGAUCUUGGAGUUCCUCAUCCUGGAGCAGUUCCUGACUGUCCUGCCCCCGGAGAUGCAGAGCUGGGUCAGGGAACAAGGGCCCGAGACCUGCACGCGGGCUGUAGCCCUGGCAGAAGGUUUCCUGCAAGAGUCUGAGGAACCGGAACAAAAGAUGGCGGGAUCCUUGGAGAAGGCAUUUAAUUCGCCAAAGUCUGAUCAUUCUCCGCCUGUUGUCCUGAAGAUGCAGCUCCCCCUGGAGGACAAGCAGGAGGAUGACUGGGAGGCCACCUUGUCUGGCAAUGAGCAAGUGCAAGACGAGGAAGAGGAGGAGUCCUUUCAGGCUGACCGGCCCGAGCAAGGAAUAUCGUUGGAAAGAGCCAAAGCAAAAGGCUUCCAGGGCCAUGAGAUGGACGAGAGGUCCGAGAGUCAUCAAGGUUCGGAGGGUCACCAGGAGAACCAUCCCGGGAAGGCACCAAAGCUUUGUGAGGAAGGCGAGAGGGUCGUACGGGAAAGCCCCUUCCAGGAGGGAACCCACAGGCACACAGACUCAGGGGAAAGCUCCUGUCAGAGCUUUGGCCAUCAGGAAAUGCAACCGAUCGAGAAACCCCACAAAUGCUCGUUUUGCGGGGCGAGCUUCUACGAGAGAACCCACUUGGUGAUCCACGAGAGAAUCCACACUGGGGAGAAGCCGUACAAGUGCUCCGUGUGCGAGACGUGGUUCUCCCACCCCUCCGAGCUCAUGCGGCAUGAGGAGACCCACAUGCCGGAGAAGCCCCACAAGUGUGCGGCCUGUGGCAAAAGCUUCAACCAGAAAGCGUCCCUCAUCACCCACGAGAGGACCCACACGGGAGAGAAACCCUACGAGUGCUCCGAGUGCGGGAAGAGCUUCAGUACCAGCUCCCAGCUCAUUACACACAAGAGGGUUCACACGGGGGAGAAGCCGUACAGCUGCUCGUACUGCGGCAAGAAUUUCAACCAGAAAGCGUCCCUCAUCACGCACAAGAGAACCCACACGGGGGAGAAACCCUACGAGUGCACACUGUGCGGGAAGAGCUUCAGCGCGUGCUCUCAGAUCAUCAACCAUAUCCGAGUCCACACGGGCGAAAAGCCCUAUGAGUGCUUGGAGUGCGGCAAGCGUUUCGGCAGCAGCUCCCACCUGACGGAUCACAAGAGAACGCACACGGGCGAGAAGCCGUACAAGUGCCCCGACUGCGGGAAGAACUUCAGCCGGAGUUCCAACCUCACCGCGCACAGUCGGAUCCACACAGGAGAGAAGCCAUACAUAUGCUCAGGUUGCGGCAAAAGCUUCCGGCAGAAAGCGUCCCUGAUCACACACAAGAGAACCCACACGGGGGAGAAACCCUUCGAGUGCGCCGAGUGCGGAAAGAGCUUCAUUUCCAGCUCCCGCCUCGUCAGCCACAAACGGGUGCACACGGGGGAGAAGCCCUAUGAGUGCUUGGAAUGUGGGAAGUGCUUCAUUUCCAGCUCCCACCUGCUCAGUCAUAAAAGAGUGCACACGGGAGAGGAGCCGUACAAGUGCUCGUAGAGCGGGACGGGCGUCUGUCGCUGUGCCACCCUUCCGAGGGCCGGUUCACGCCUAACCCCGCACCCUGGCCGGGGAUCCUAUAUACCUGGGACAGCCCAGCUUCUAUAAUCUUGAGGGCCGUUUUAAUUCUCUAGACAUAACGUAAAAGCGCGGAAUCUCUCUUUCCACUUAAAACAAGUGAACAUUUUUCAUCGGGCCAGAUAGGUUUCUUCCAAGGGCCAGGUCAGGGCCGCCAGUCGCCUAUCCUGGCUGUAGGCCUUGUUAUGCCAGUUGGUGCGUGUCCUUGCCGCGGCGCAUGGAGUGUGAUGUGCGCCAGUGUGGGUAGGGAACACGACCCGGAUUCGUGCAAUCCUUCCACCUACCCCAAAGGACCGGAAGAGCAUGCAAACCCAUGUGUACCACAUCUCCCGUUAACAUAAAAUGCAUUGUGGGAGACGCACGCACACAUUAGGCCAGCUGGACCAAUGGCCCGACUCAGUACAAAGCAGCUACGUGUGUUCGCAUGUGACUGCCUCUUGUAUCUGAUUCCUAGCUGGCAGCUAGCCCUGAGGUGCAAGAUUCCCUAUAGAUCAAGGGUGAGGAACCUCAGCCCCAGGGGCCGAAUGGGAUGUCCCAGUCGGCCCCACCCCUUUCCUGGCCCUGUCCCCUUUGCCCAAACCACUGAUUGGUGGUUCCUGGCUUUUGUGCGGCUUUCCCCCAUUCUAGAAGGUUGAAACUGCCUCUCCUAAGGCUUUGUGAUUGGCAGGAAGAGCCUUAAGCUAAAAUAGGCUGGUAUAUUUUUUUGUAAUUUUGGCUCUUGGCCCCACCCACUUUAUCUUAGGCUCCGCCCACCACUGCCCUCAGCCACUGUCCUGAAAUUGAAUCCAGACCCCAGGCUGAAAAACGUUCCCCUUCCCCAUCCCUGCUUUUUCCAAAAAAAAAACCACCCCAUGACAUGGGGAUGAGCAAUUCAUCUACGGCAGCCUUCUCCAAUCUGUUUCCCUCCAGAUGAUUUGGACUAUAUUCCCCAUGCUAGUUGGGGGUGAUGGGAAUUGUAGUGACACAUCUAGAAGGCUCCAUGUCAGGUAAGGCUAUUCUAGGCUGUUGUCUCUCAAACUGCGUUCCCUGCAGAGGUCUUUCGGCAUUGAUUUGUCAGCUGGGCAAACUAGGACCGAUACAGGACCUGAGUGUGCUGUAGAGGAUUCUGGGAAAUGUUCAAUUGCACAUACACAUACACACAUGCAGAGUUGGCACAGCUGGGCCUGUUGGGUCGCACUGAGAGAAAGAACUUGAGAUUUCAAAAAAUUCAAGUGUGGGAUUUAUCCACCCACCCACCCAAGGAGCGGCUAUUCAACUACUUUCAAAUAGGUUUAGGCUGUGACCCUAUACACAGGAGUAAGUCCUGUUGAAAUCAGUGGGAUUUAUUUAUGAGUAAAUGUGAGUUACGAGUGUGCUAUUUGGAGUUGUGAUGUAGGCGUGCCCGGAUAUAUACUGGCCCUGAGUGUGGAGGUUCUAUAUUUUGCUGCAGCUAACAAGAGACAAAUCUGGGGAUUGGUCCAUCAGUUAGGCCCAAGCUAAGGGGACAGGGCCAUAGGAGAGCCAGCGUGGUGUAGUGGUUAGAGUGUUGGGCUGGGGCUUGGGAGAUCCAGGUUCCAGUCCCCCCCUUGGCCAAUAAAGUUCACUGAGUGACUUCGGGCCAGUCACUGACUCUCAGGCCCACCUACCCCACAGGGCUGAUGUGAGAAUAAAAAUGGAGAGGAGGAGGACUUUGUGAGCUUCCUUGGGUUCCUUGCAAGAUGGAAAAAGGCAGGAUAGAAAUGCAAUUUUGGCUCUGUUCCCUUUGCCCCCUGUCCGUCUUGCCUUCAGCCUUACCCAGCACUGGGACGUGGUCCCUGAGAGCUGCUCCAACUUUGAAUGCCACCCUCAGUCAAAAAAGAGGUUCAACACCCCUGAGGUAGGGCUUCGGAAGACUCCUGUCUGAAACCUUGCAGAGCUGCGGCCACUCAGUGUUGACAAUACUGAGCAAGCGGUCUGACUUCGUGUCAGGCAGCGGUCUGUGUUCGGUAUCCCCUAAGCAACGUCUUGUGGUGACACGUGGAUGAUGUGGAGAGAGGAAAGCUAGUGAAAAGUAUCCUCCCACAUGAUAGUAUCAGAACUGGGGUUCACCUAAUGACAUUAGGUUGGCUCCAGAUUUAGUCAUACUUCGAGUUAGGGCCGGCCAGCAUGAGGCAGUCGUCUCAGGCGGCAGAUGCCGGGAGGCAGCAGAAAGACGCUCAAAGAGAGCUGCGUGCCCUGAAGCCUACUCUGUACCCCUGCUGCCUUCAAGUUCCCAUCAUUAGUGUUGAAGUAAGAUUCAUCUACCAGUCCAGUCAGCUUUUGUACAUGGAAUGGGAGGGGCUGCCAUCUUGUCCUUCACCUCGGGCAGCAAAAUGACUUGGGUCAGCCCUCCUUAGAGUACACCAUUGAAACCAAUGUAACUUAAGUAGCCAUGGCUAACUUAAGUCCCAUUAAGUUCAAUGAAUCUCCUCUAAUUGUGCCUAAAUCUGGAGCCAACCCAUUAACUGACAGUAAAUUCAGAACAGACAAAAAAAAGUUACUUCUUCACAUAAUGCACAACUUGACUUUAUGGCAUUUGCUACCUCAAGAAUUAGCCACUGGCUGGCUUAGAUCAGACCUGAGCAGAAGGUGGAUCUCCAGAUGUUUUUUGACUUACAACUCCCAGCAUUCCUGACCAUUGGCCAGGCUGGCAGGGGCUCCUGGGAGUUGAAGUCCAAAACAUCUGGAGAUCUGCCUUCUGCCCACCCUUGGCUUGGAUGGCUUUAAAAGAGGAUUAGGCAAAUUCGUGCAGAGGUAGAUUACUGAAGGGUGUGAGGCAUGAGAGCUAAUGGAACCUCCAUUUUCAGAGGCAGUAUUCCACUGAAUACCAGGGGGUGGGGGUGGGAAGCGAAAAGGGGACAGCUGUUGCCUUCAGACAGCUUUUUAUAUAAACAUUCACCUGGUUGCCACAGGCAACCAGGAACUAUGCUGGAGAGUGAGCAGGCUGGUGAAAAAUGGAUGGUGUGUUCCAUUCCUCCUCAGCAUCCAGCAUAGAAAAUAAGGAUGGAGCGCUCUGAAGGGCCCAGGCUCCAAGUCUGCAGGAGCUAUGCUAGUGUGACCAGAUACAAAAGAGG